UUUUCUCUCCCAACGUCAAGAAGACGUUUGCAACAAUGCUGAAGAUAUUUCCAAUUCUAGCCAUCCUUACAGGCCCUGCCAGCAGUGUUGUGGUGACCGUCCCCGAGAAGAUAGUGAAUGUCACUACAGGUGGAAACGCAACCCUCCUCUGUACAUACACGAGUUCUGAACCGCUGGGAGAUUUCUUUAUUCAAUGGAGCUUUUACAGUGCCAAAGAGAGCCAACUUCAUACCCAUUCCCCGUGUCACGGUAUUCUGAGUAUGGAUGAAAAGUCAGUCAAUCAAUGUCAAAAGAUGGUGUAUGUGACAGAUGCACGGGGAAGAUGUAGCUGGAGAUACAAGAUCUAUUAUUAUUCAGAAGGCCAGUCUUACUCCUAUGGAGAGUUUAAGAACAGGGUAACAGCUGCAACAGGUCCAGGGAAUGCAUCAAUAACAAUCUCCAACAUGCAGCCCUCUGACACUGGUUCCUACACCUGUGAAGUCUUCAGCCCACAGGGUGAUGCUGGACAGAGCCAAAAAUCUGUGAUAGUCAAUGUGCUGGUCAAACCAUCAAAACCUUUCUGCAAAAUAGAAGGCAUGCCUGAAAAAGGCCAUCUAAUCUACCUCUUCUGCAAAUGUGAAGAAGGAUUGCCUCGCCCUACCUACCGCUGGUACAAAGUGGAUGGGGACACCCUCAAGCCUGUGACUGAACAACCUAAUCCAAACACUGGCAUUCUUUACAUUGGCAACCUCACCACCUUCGAAACUGGGUAUUACCAGUGCAUAGCCAGCAACAUCCUGGGGAACAGCACCUGUGAGCUUGACCUAACUGCAAAGCACUCAGAUGGUGGUAUUGUUGCUGGAGCAUUAAUUGGAGCAAUUCUGGCAGCUGCUAUCAUUUGCAUUAUCGUCUGGGUCUUAACCAAGAAGGCAAAGAAUAAGAAGUCAUCAAGUAAUGAGAUGCAAGAAAUGACUCAGAAACAGCCCAAUGCAGAGUAUGUUCAGGUACCUAAUGAAGAAAACAUUCCUGUGACCACAGUUCCAUCAAGCAAUGCAACCAAUGAAUACCCUAGUGCUGAUGAAACAGCAGCCUCUGGGACACCUGACAAUGAUCAGAAGCAAGAAGUGGAAAAAGAAGAAAUAGCCUAGAGUUUAAUACAGUUUUUCUUGUCAGCUUCGGACCCCUUUAUACAAAAAUUGUUGUCACUGAACUAACAUAGAACCAUGACUAAAACUUAAAUGGGCAUUUGUAUUGUGAACUACUGGGCUAGAGUCUGAAAAAGGUCUGUUACACAUGCCCUUUGUGCAUAGAAGAUUUGGCCUCUAAAGUUAAUGACAUUUCAUUUAUUAUCUAGUUAUAAUUAUACAUAAUCUAAGCAUAGAAAAGCUAUCAUCCACAUGUAUCCAAUCUAUUUUGCAAAACUAAUUAGGAAACGGACUGAAGCAUUUGACAAAGUAAGAGCUUUUGAGUCAACUAUCUGUAAACCAGUAUGUGUCUACUCAGUUCUGAACCACAGCAGUUUUCUCCAGAAACAGUGUUGGCCAAACUCCUGUUCCUUGUGCACCCAGAACAAUCAUCAUGGCCAGUACAUUGCAGUCUUUAAAGGAUCUGAUUUUGCACAUCAGAAGUAAAAAGAAGUUUCAUCAGUGUCAUAAGAGUGCAGAAAUAGUUGUUAACACCUGGACCAAUGAAAUCUUGUGUGUCUGAAUUCCUACUAAAGCUAUUGUGUAGGUCCUGGAAACUUUAACCCUGUUGCUGCUAAGCUGGAAUACAUUCUGUUAACAGAGACCUUCUUGGCUUUAAAGUUCCCAAUGCACCAGCAUCCCAGU
Messenger RNA from Apus apus (common swift), 1808 nucleotides. It is a transcript of the gene VSIG1, whose product is annotated as V-set and immunoglobulin domain containing 1. The transcript is spliced from 8 exons. The record is from RefSeq and is a predicted model, not a curated record. NCBI's taxonomy places the organism in Eukaryota, Metazoa, Chordata, Aves, Apodiformes, Apodidae. Gene Ontology annotation, cellular component: plasma membrane. Gene Ontology annotation, biological process: epithelial cell morphogenesis; maintenance of gastrointestinal epithelium. Bases 36 to 1127 code for a protein of 363 amino acids.